AAACCUUUCCUUCUCCGUCCUAGAGAGAGAAACUGCAGAAUUUGGCGAGGAGAGAGAGAGAAGACGAUAUACAUACACAACUAUAACAACAAUAGCUCCGUCAAUUUUACACAAACUGGAGCUCAGAAUGCUAUAAUAUAUAUAUCAAUCACGCACAGAAUCGUAACCCUAAUUAGCGAAAUCGUUAGACCGAGGAUAGAAGGAUGUGGUAGCAUUGGAAUAAGUUUAUUAAAGAUGGCGGGGCUAGAGGAAUUAAAAAAGAAACUCGUACCGCUAUUUGAUGCGGAGAAGGGGUUUUCUUCAGGGUCAACUUUGGAUCCUUCUGAUUCUUAUAUGCUGUCGGAUGGUGGGACGGUUAACUUACUCAGUAGAUCUUAUGGAGUGUACAAUAUCAAUGAGCUUGGAUUGCAAAAAUGCACAUCGAGACCGGUGAAAGAUGUGGAUGAAACGGAGAAAACAUAUCAAUGUGCUUCACAUGAAAUGAGAAUAUUCGGAGCUAUAGGCAGUGGUGCAAGCAGUGUUGUUCAAAGGGCGAUUCAUAUUCCUACUCAUAGGAUAAUCGCGUUAAAGAAGAUCAACAUCUUUGAGAAGGAGAAAAGGCAACAACUUCUUACCGAGAUAAGAACAUUAUGCGAGGCCCCUUGUUAUCAAGGUCUUGUUGAAUUUUAUGGAGCGUUUUACACGCCUGAUUCAGGGCAAAUAAGUAUUGCUCUAGAAUACAUGGAUGGCGGUUCUUUAGCUGAUAUUAUAAAAAGACAAAGACGUAUACCUGAAGAAGUCCUUUCUCCGAUGGUUAAAAAACUCUUGCAAGGACUAAGUUACUUGCAUGGAGUUAGGUACUUGGUCCACAGAGACAUAAAGCCUGCAAAUCUGCUUGUGAAUCUUAAGGGAGAAACAAAAAUAACAGACUUUGGGAUAAGUGCUGGUUUAGAGAAUUCUAUGGCAAUGUGUGCUACAUUUGUUGGAACUGUAACAUAUAUGUCACCUGAACGAAUCAAAAAUGAAAAUUAUUCAUAUCCCGCUGAUAUUUGGAGCCUUGGUCUUGCUCUAUUUGAGUGCGGUACUGGAGAAUUUCCAUAUACAGCAAACGAAGGACCUGUUAAUCUUAUGUUGCAGAUCCUGGAUGACCCGUCUCCAUCACCACCAAAAGACGUUUUUUCUCCAGAAUUCUGUUCGUUCAUCGAUGCUUGUCUGCAGAAAGACGCCGAUGCAAGACCAACAGCUGAACAGCUUCUUUCACAUCCAUUUAUCACAAAAUAUGAGGAUUCCAAAGUGGAUUUAGCAGCAUUUGUCCGUAAUAUUUUCGAUCCAACACAAAGAAUGAAAGAUUUAGCAGAUAUGCUAGCAGUACAUUAUUAUUUACUUUUUGACGGGUGUGAUGAACUUUGGCAAUACGCAAAGAGUUUUUAUAACGAAUCUUCGACUUUCAGCUUCUCGGGGAAAGAAUCUAUUGGCCCAAAUGAUAUUUACACCACUUUAUCAAGCAUUAGGAGUACAUUAGCUGGCGAAUGGCCUUCUGAUAAACUUGUGCAUGUGGUUGAGAAGCUGCAAUGUAGAGCUCACGGGGAAGAUGGAGUUGCAAUUAGGGUUUCAGGCUCAUUUAUUGUUGGAAACCAGUUUCUUAUAUGUGGAGAUGGUAUACAAGCAGAGGAUGUUCCGGAUUUUAAGGAUCUUAAUAUUGAUAUACCGAGCAAACGAAUGGGAACGUUUCAAGAACAAUUCAUUAUGGAAGCUGGAAAUAUCAUUGGCCGAUACUCCAUUGCUAAACAAGAGCUUUACAUCAUCCAGUAGAUUACUAAUAACAGGUGGUGAGCUAUAUAUCACACCUCGUGAAGGGAUCUACGCGUGAAGGGGGUUGUUCGUUCUUGCUAGAACCUAUGUUUGCACAUACGUUAACGUUCUACCUAAGUAUAAUGUAUUUAACCUUAACGUUCUAUCUGUGUAUGUAACUUUGUAUGUGACAGUUGCAACAUAUCGGAUACCCUUCUAGUAACUUGCUCAACAUAUAUUUAAAUGAUGUUGAGAAACAUAGUUGUUUACCGAAUACACUUUGUUAAUUCAAGUAGUAGUAUCAAAAUUUUUAUUUUUAUUUUUAA
This is a messenger RNA of Helianthus annuus (common sunflower), 2096 nucleotides long. RefSeq names its product mitogen-activated protein kinase kinase 3. Bases 235 to 1791 code for a protein of 518 amino acids. Gene Ontology annotation, biological process: protein phosphorylation; MAPK cascade. The record is from RefSeq and is a predicted model, not a curated record. Lineage: Eukaryota; Viridiplantae; Streptophyta; Magnoliopsida; Asterales; Asteraceae. The transcript is spliced from 11 exons. Gene Ontology annotation, molecular function: MAP kinase kinase activity; ATP binding.